AUGCUACACGGCUUGGACAAAGAGUUUGUGCCUUUGUGCCCACGAUAUCUCUGUCAAAACGUGAAUCAAAAGGCUUAUCUAAGAGAAAUCCGUAAAUCUAAGAAUUCAAGGCCUCAUCGUUGCUAUGGUGGUGAUAAAGAAGAAGGGUUAAUAUAUGUGAAAAGACACGGUAUUCCGAAAGAAAACCCUAGGAACAAGGACUUUAAUUGCUAUGUUCCAAGGCGAGUUGGUAAGAAAGCAAAGAAGUACAAGAUAAAGGAUGUCUUUCAUUACCAAACUCUACAAGAUGCCUUGAUUCGGGUUAAGACUCAUCCGAUAAAGAUCAUUACGACCUUGAGCCCCCUCGCGGUUAUUGGAAGACAAGGUAAUGCAUCUCGAAAAGGAGAAAAAGUCAAGAUCAAGGAUGGUGAGGCUAAGGCUUUCAGUCCUGAAGAGAUCAAUGCCAUGCUUAUGACGAAAAUGAAGGAGGAAGUUGAAGCGUCUUGGGAAGAAAAUCAAGGAUGCUAUUCAGUGGCGAAUCUACAUAUACAUAUAGUGGGUGAGAUCUUUGGUGUGAACACCGGCGAGGAUGUUGCUGUCCAUGGUGGUAUUUUGAGCGGAGAAGGCAGUGAUGAAACCAAAGAUAACGUUUCUUAA
Molecule: messenger RNA, 636 nt
Organism: Arabis nemorensis
Lineage: Eukaryota; Viridiplantae; Streptophyta; Magnoliopsida; Brassicales; Brassicaceae
Source: the annotation of a GenBank genome assembly